UGAGUUUGAUUCUCUCAAAUGGGGUUUUAACUUGCAAAACAAUUUUGAGUCUUGAGGAAAGGAGCCAGAGCAAGGACCCGAACAAUGGCUAUGCCAUGGGCCACGACCUUUUGGAUGGCAAAGAUGGUGUGGUUGGCUGUGACCGGGUGGGUUUCGUCUUGCUUGACUGUUGCUGAUGAGGUUGCCGGUUCCAUCAGAACUGGAGAUAUUGGCGCUUUUCAUGUUGGCUGAUUCUACUGCCAAAUUCACCAGUCCAAAGCUCUGCUGAUUGGAGGUCAUGGAUAAAGAUGAAAGGAUGGUGGAUGCAUGACCUGGAGAUCCAAAGCUGCAUUUGAUUUUAUUUUGUGAAUGCUGUGAGUAGAUCUUUCAAUGGAUUUGUGAUAUGUUGUUUCAUAGUAAAUACAAAAUCAUAGUUGGGAUUUUCUUUGUACUGGAAAGCUAUAUUUUUCACAUUUUCAGUUUCAUAUUAAAUACAAAAAUCAUAGUUGGGAUUUUCCUUGUA
Molecule: messenger RNA, 502 nt
Organism: Prunus mume (Japanese apricot)
Lineage: Eukaryota; Viridiplantae; Streptophyta; Magnoliopsida; Rosales; Rosaceae
Source: RefSeq, a predicted model, not a curated record